CACAAUCGUGUGUCCUUGCUACUCCGUAUCGUGAGCUCUCGCUUCCCGUCAUUCGUUCAGGGCACAAGCUUUUGUUCAACAGACGGCUGCCUUCUCAAUCCCCCCAUCGUCUCGGGCCCGCUCGCCGACCACUGGCAGAAGACUUGAUGAUGGUGCCUGCCCACCCAGCUACUGGAGCCGGCUUGCCACUUCGCUCUUGAAGCCGUGCCCAUUCCGCUCCCACCUGGCCACGCCGCUUCUGGCCCUCUCUCGAGUCGCUCGCCGCGUACAAAUGUCGUCGGACCCUCCCGGCAGCGGUCAAGGCCGACGCCGACAGUCCAUUCCUCUACAGAAUCUGCUAUCGCCUGCGACCCCGACCGACCAGUAUGGUCACGAUGCCACGAGUUACUGGCAUCCUCCAUACAGCGCGUCUGAUGAUGACGCGAGCCCCGGUUCCCCGAUAGAUCCUACUGCUCUGCAGUCGGCCCUGCCACCCGUCAUCGGUCAGCCUGCAGACCACGAUGGACGCUUCGAUACUGCCUCUGUCGACGCGUUUGAUGGGCCCAUGCCACAGUACGCCGAGGAAAUAUCACAUCAAGACUACACGGACUCGGACAGAGUCCCCCUAACGGCCGGCGCGCAACCGAUAUCGGGCUCCGUUCCUACUGGUCAUGAUGGGUCUCAAGCUCGGGACUGCUUCCAGACAGCAUCAGGACGACAUGGCGGUCCGACGAGAGGGCACAAUACAACGGCUUCACUGCCCGGGCUGGACCCGGGCUUCGGGUCCACGAGACAUCGCAGUUAUGGUGCGUCGUUGAAUCCAAACGAAUAUCGAAUUUCCCGCUCGCCCUCGACAGCAGGCGCCCUGGCCAAAGCCGGUUCGAUGGUACGAGCAAUGUCCCAACGGGUGGUCAACAUUAGCGGAGAAAGCGAAGUCGUCGACCAACGCGCAUCGCGGCAUCGAUCGCGGUCGCCGCGAGCCUCUGAAUACGAUUGCGAGCGAAGCCCGUCGAUUUCCAUGCUCGUCGAUACCUCAUACCGAUCGCAAAGCGCAGGGGCACCUACCGAGAAAGCCCCCGGUAUCGAUCGCGUAGACGAGCCUCCGCGGCCCCGAGCACCACCUGCAAACCCCCUCAAAGGACACACCCUUGGGUUUUUCUCGCCAGAGAGCCGUGUCAGGCUGUUCCUUUGCGACAUCUUAGUCAAUCCCUACACGGAACCGCUCAUCCUUGUCCUUAUCGUUCUGCAGACUGUCUUGCUUACUGUUGAAGCUGCGCCGAGUGUGUUCUCAGAGGGGAAUGGACGCCCUGAGAGGUGGGGAAGCAAGGCAAUUGACUGGGUCAUGCUCGGGCUCUUCGUUGUAUUCACCGUGGAGCUGAUCGUGCGCAUCAUUGUCUCGGGGUUUGUCAUGAACGCUCCCGAAUACAGCAGCAUCGACAGAAAGCAGGGAGUCCGCGCUGCAAUAAUGGACAAGUAUAGAACCCUCUUUCAACCCGAACGACGAAAAUCUGUCAAGGGUGCUCGUCAAACAGGACCUCAGCCUUCCGCCUUUGCUCGCUCUUUUACAACGAUCAUGCAAGGCCAGCAGGCGUUGCCGGAGACGUUGGAGGAGCAACAGCGAUUUCAACUCGCACGUCGAGCUUUCCUGCGCCAUGGCUUCAAUCGCUUAGACUUCGUGGCCGUCACAUCCUACUGGAUUGCCUUCGUGCUGGGAAUAACCGGCAUCGAGCACCACUACCAUCUCUACGUGUUCAAGAUGCUUAGUUGCCUGCGCAUCUUGAGACUGCUCUCUCUCACACACGGGACGGCUAUCAUACUGAGAAGUCUGAAGAAGGCCGCGCCGCUUCUGGUUCGCGUAGCCUUUCUCAUCGGUUUCUUCUGGCUUCUUUUCGCUAUCAUCGGCGUACAGAGUUUCAAGUCUAGUUUCAGCCGUCAAUGCGUCUGGCUAGAUCCGCAGGACCCGAAAAACCUCACUGCCUCUUAUACGAACGAGGAUGAGUUUUGUGGUGGCUACUUGAGUAAUGACACAGGGGGCACCAUGCCCUGGGUUCAAUUCGGUACCCCGGGUUCCCUCGAUAAUCUUGUCAACGGGACCCGUGAGGGAAAAGGGUUCAUUUGCCCAAAAGGAUCCAUAUGCCUUGCCCAGCACAACCCCUUUAACAACACAGUCAGUUUUGACAACAUACUGCACUCGCUUGAACUCGUCUUCGUCAUCAUGAGCGCGAAUACCUUCUCAGACCUCAUGUACAACACGAUGGGUUCGGACUACGUUUUGGCUGCCCUCUUCUUUGGGGCUGGCAUCAUGAUUAUGCUCCUGUGGUUGACAAACCUGCUCAUUGCCGUCAUCACGUCUUCCUUCCAGGUCAUACGCGAGGAAAGCAAGUCCAGCGCUUUCACGGCUGACCCUGACCCCGUCAUGCAUGAGGCGCCAGAGGAGCGCUUGCGACGAUCUUCGGCGCUGCAGCGCUUAUACGAUAAAACAUCUCCGGCUUGGGUCAUCGUCAUUACAUUCGCAUUGAUUUGCCAGGCCUUCCGCAGCGCCUCCAUGUCACGCUCCCGCGAGAAUUUUAUCAAUGUUGCGGAGGUUACCGCUACUAUACUGCUCGACAUCGAAAUAGUCAUUCGUUUUGCUGCCAACUGGAAGAGAUUUCAUCGGAGUUGGCGAAACAUGUUCGACUUGGGCUUGGCAGUCAUAACGACUAUCAUCCUGAUACCACCGAUUCGUCAUUCACGCGCGUAUUCCUGGCUCAGCGUUUUUCAAAUUGUGCGAGCCUACAGAAUUGUCCUGGCCAUUUCGGUCACCAGAAAGCUAAUUCUUUUGGUGUUGGGCAAUGCGGCCGGCAUUGCCAACCUAAUGCUUUUCGUCUUCCUCAUGACAUUCCUGGUGGCAAUUCUGGCCUCCCAGCUAUUCCGCGGCGAACUUCCAAUGCACAACGAUAACGGCGAACUCAGGCGUAUCUCAUUUUUUACCAUUUAUAACUCCUUCCUUGGCAUGUAUCAGAUCCUGUCCAGUGAAAACUGGACUGAGAUCCUCUAUUCCGUCACGGCCCGCCUUACAGGUCUGAAAACAGCUUGGAUUGGCAGCAUGUUUCUUAUUGGGUGGUUCAUCUUGUCGUUCUUCAUCCUGAUCAACAUGUUCAUUGCGGUCAUUCAGGAGAACUUCGACGUGUCAGAGGACGAGAAACGUCUUGAGCAAGUCAAGGCUUUCCUGCAACGAAAGGAGCUCGGCCGCACUGAGAGCAACUUGGCAUUGUCUACCAUAUUUUCCCUGGGCAGAUCUCGAAGGCGAAAAGAUCCGCUGGACUACGGGCCUGCCAUGAUGGAGAUGCUCCUCAAGGAUGCCGUUGUUCGCGACUUCCUAGAUGAUGACCCGGCCGACCCGUUGCAGGACCAAAGCGGACAUGGUGGUCCAGGUACGUCUUUGCCUCAGAGAAGCACAACUGCGCUUUUCGGACCAGACAUCAAGCCCGGAUACCUGUCCAAGCUAUGGGCCGGAUUUGUCCACCGAAUGACCACGAAGGAGCCCAACCCCUUUUACGCCAAUAUUCGUUUUGACGGACCAAAUGAUACCUUGGAUCCGCGCCAAAUGGCGCGUCAAGCUGUCUCGGCCACUUCGGCUCGUCGGAAAGCCCAGCGAGAGUAUCUCGCUCAACACCCAAGAUACAACGAUUCUCUCUAUAUUUUCCACCCAAAGAACCCUGUAAGGCACCUUUGUCAGAGAUUAGUGGGGCCAGCGAGGGGCUUCGAGCGAUUCGAUGGCGUGGAGCCGAACAAGAUAGCUUGGUACGCCUUCUCGGCCUUUGUCUACGCCGUUGUGGUAGUCAUGGUUGUCCUGGCCUGUGUCACAACGCCUUUGUAUCAGAAAGAGUAUAAGGAACGGCACCCCGACAGCCUCUGGAACUGGUACGUCUGGACGGACCUGGCUUUCACGAUUGUGUUCACUUUCGAGGCGGUCGUCAAGACCAUCGCCGAUGGUCUGAUCUGGACUCCAAAUGCCUACCUGCGCAGCUCUUGGGGCAUUAUCGACAGCAUCGUCCUCAUAACGCUCUGGAUCAAUGUGGUCACCUUGCUCGUCAAUGAUGGCGCGAUCUCCCGAGCCGUGGGGGCGUUCAAGGCACUACGAGCCUUGCGCCUCCUCAAUGUUAGCGACAGUGCUAGGGACACAUUUCACUCACUCAUAAUCGUAGGCUGGUGGAAACUUCUGGGGGCAGCAUUCAUCUCGCUUUCCCUCUUGAUUCCCUUCGCUAUAUAUGGCCUGAACCUGUUCAGUGGGCUUAUGGUGUCAUGCAACGACGGAAACAAUAUUACCGCCUUGGAAAGCUGUUUCGGCGAAUAUAGCAGCACGCCCUUCAGCCAAGACUGGCCAUUGUUGGCCCCUCGAGUGGCAUCUAACUCGUACUUCAACUUUGACGACUUUGGGUCCUCGCUGUUCACCCUCUUUCAGAUUGUCAGCCAAGAAGGCUGGACAGACGUAUCCUUUGCAGCUCAAGCGAUUGUUGGGCGUGGGCUGCAACCUCAAGACCUGGCCUCCCAAGGCAACGCGCUGUUCUUUGUCGCAUUCAAUCUUUUGGCAACUGUUUUCGUCCUCACGCUGUUCAUUUCAGUUUUCAUGAGAAACUACACGGAGCAGACAGGCGUCGCCUUCCUCACCGCGGAGCAGCGAUCAUGGCUAGAAUUGCGGAAGCUGCUCCGUCACAUAUCGCCGUCAAAGAGCUCGUACAACGAAUCAGGCAAGAAUUGGAGGAAAUGGUGUCACAAAAGAGCGAUUGAGAAGAAGGGUAAGUGGUACCAGGUUAUCACAGUUGUUCUCGUGCUUCACUUGCUGCUUCUGGUAGUCGAGUUUAGCUCCGAACCGCUUUGGUGGACUCGGGUACGAGAGCUUGUUUUCCUGCUCUUUGUUCUGAUAUACGUUGCCAAUAUCGCCAUUCGAAUCCUUGGACUCGGCUGGACACGCUUCCGACGCAGUUCCUGGGACCUCUACGCUCUUGUCACAGUGUUUGGCGCCUUUGUGGCUACUAUGGCGCUGCUGAUUGCAGACACGAGAGCCGAGACAUACGUCCAGCUUCACAAGAUCUUUCUCGUCGCCAUCGUUUUACUAGUCAUUCCGCGCAAUGAUGCACUCGACCAAUUGUUCAAGACGGCUGCCGCCAGUCUGCCUGUCAUAAGCAAUUUGCUGGCGACAUGGCUCGUGUUGUUUCUUGUGUUCGCCAUUGCGAUGACACAGGCGUUCAGCCUGACGCGGUUCGGGAAAAACGAAACAAAUAACGUCAAUUUCCGCAGCGUUCCCAAGGCACUCAUCUUACUCUUCCGAAUGAGCCUGGGUGAGGGCUGGAACCAGAUCAUGGAGGACUAUGCUGGCAUUGAGCCGCCGCUGUGCGUGGAGGAUGACAGGUUUUAUGAAAGCGACUGCGGGAGCAAACCUUGGGCCAGGUUUCUGUUUGUUGCCUGGAACAUCCUGAGUAUGUACAUCUUUGUCAACUUGUUCGUGUCUCUCAUCUACGAGAGCUUCAGCUAUGUCUACCAGCGCUCGAGCGGCAUGGCGGCGGUCGACAGGGACGAGAUCCGGCGGUUCAAGGAGGCAUGGCGGAGCGUGGAUCCCGCGGGCACCGGCUUCAUCAGCAAGGAAGCGUUCCCACGGCUUUUGGGAGAACUGUCGGGCGUCUUCCAAAUGCGUAUUUACCAACCCGAGGACUCUGUGGGCCAGAUACUGGAGGACGUGAGGGCCGAGCCUCGAGCCUCGCGACACAUGUCCAUCGCCACCGCGAGCGCCUUCAGCGAGGUGGAUCUGGACAAGCUCAACAAACGGCUCGCCCUCCUGGACGUUAAGAAGAUUCGAGAGAGGAGAAGGCGAUACAACAUCUUUUUCGGAGAGGUGCUGGUCUCGGCUGAUCCAGACAAGGGCAUUGCCUUCUCGGAUGUACUGAUGAUUCUUGCACAUUACAACAUCAUCAAUGACAGCAAGAGUCUCAAGUAAGUUGGGCGAGGACACUGGACCGUGGACGCGAACUUUGCUAAUGCAAGCCCACUAGACUGGAAGAGUUUCUGAGGCGACGGGCAAGGUUGCAGCGGGUGGAUGAGGAGAUCAGACGCAAAAUCGUCCAAGGCUUUUUUGACACAUUGUACUGGUCGAGGCAAUUCAAGAAGCACAUGGACCGAAAACGCGCGUCCCGGAUGUCUGGCGUGCCGCAGCUGACGAUUCCUGACAUCCUCGUUGACGGCGACGAGGUCGGGGAUCACUUGGAGAGCGAUGGCGACGGGGCGGGCCGAGCAUUCAAGCCCGAUGAAGGGUCGGUUGCGCGAUGGACUCACCUGAGUGUGGGCGAGGGCGGGUCUGGGCCACAGGUAUGGAGGAGCCCAGACGCUGACAGGGCGCAGCGGGAGGGCCUGUAUGAACACCCGCUGAGCCUGCCUCGGCUGUCGGUGUCGAGCGGUGCGCAGCAGGAGACAGCUUCGGGCUUCAGCUUCGAGCUCUACGAGCCAGAGGGCCCCGCGCCGAGCUCAGCGCAGACCAGCCGACGCGGGAGCGCGGUGAGUCCGACGCAGGCCCGGGACAUGUUGGAUGACUCGGUGUGGAUGGAGAGUAUACGGCGCAGCGCGACGUUGCGUCGGCCGGAUAGAGGCUCGUAUCGGUACGGCGACCUGGGCUGAGGCUCUUGGAUGGGCAGCACGAAAGGGCGGCAGCGAGAUGUCACCCACUACCUGAUGUCAGCGGAUACAGUUUAUUAGCAGCGUCGGCGUUUGGCAGAAUUGAAGGUCACAGGGGCAGGUUGAUUCGGUAGAUGGCACUACAGCGGAACUACAGGUGCUGCGCAGCGCAGUGAAAUGCCGUCCGGGACAGUUCAGAACCGCAAAGGCAUGGUACCUUGUAGUGGUGGUGAUAUCUGCGACGUGUGAAUGACGCGGGCAGCUGUGAAUAUUGGGUGAAGCAUACCACGCGGG
Messenger RNA from Purpureocillium takamizusanense, 6918 nucleotides. It is a transcript of the gene CCH1, whose product is annotated as calcium channel protein, variant 2. Gene Ontology annotation, biological process: calcium ion import across plasma membrane. Gene Ontology annotation, cellular component: membrane; voltage-gated calcium channel complex. The transcript is spliced from 4 exons. The record is from RefSeq and is a predicted model, not a curated record. NCBI's taxonomy places the organism in Eukaryota, Fungi, Ascomycota, Sordariomycetes, Hypocreales, Ophiocordycipitaceae. Gene Ontology annotation, molecular function: calcium ion binding; high voltage-gated calcium channel activity. Bases 272 to 5953 code for a protein of 1893 amino acids.